AUGUCUGACCGAACGUACGGAGUCCCAUCAGCCGCUGCAAAAACCCCGUCCAUCGUUCCUCGGGCAGUCGUUGAGUGGGUCGAGCGGCAUGGCCUGAAGCCCGAACCCGUAUUCGCCAGCAUCCAUGUAAGUCUUGAAAUACCACGCGUCAGUUGGGUCCAUAUACGGCACAAAAAGCUCAGAGGCGAGGCCCUUGUACAUCACGUUCCUCUUCAGGCCGGUCUCUGGGUCGAGGACUGUGGCCCGGGAGAUGACUACCCCAGCCCUUGGGUCGGGCUUGAGGUGGAAUUCCCAGUUGGCCCAUUUCACGGUGUGGCCAUCCUCCACGGUGAAGCUUGGGCCUUUGGGCUGCUCAAUGGAUAUGGGGUUGACCAGGCGCUGGUGGGAGUUUUGGGCUGUGAAACGGUAGUCGGUGUUGGCGGCUGCCGGUAUUGGUAUUCUAAAUUUCAACUGUUGAUCUUACCAAACCAUCCACUUGAAAUGGGCAAGCAAGCAAGGUCCCCCAAAUCCACGCCGCGUUCCACCACCGUGCGAUUGAAAUCGGCGCUAGCCAGCGGGGCCCACGUCACGGAGCCGGACAAGGUUUUCUCUUCCCGGCGGUUUACUUCGCCAGAACCCAGGUCCACAGUCAGCAAGUACGACGCGCCGCCGGCGCGGGCCACGACGGCGGCCUUCCUCGGAGGUAGCGGGUCUCCAUUCUCCCACGCCAGGACCACCUGCUUGUCCGGCUCCUCGAGGACCACCGAGUGGAGAGCGUGGGCUCUGUUCCCCAAGACGCCGUCUUUUCGUAUGAUUUCACGGACCCUGUUCAGCUCCGUCACGGUAAGGGGAUCCAGGGGGUGGCGGGGCACGUCGGAGGAGUGGAGGCGCGUGGGAUUGGCGGGUUUGCGGUGGCGGAAAGGGGUUUCGGAGUGGAUGCGAUUCUUGGAGGUGCGCCGGCCGGCGCGGUCCAGAGGGUCCGCCUUGUGGGACGGCGGAGAAGUGAGGUUGGAGACGGCGAGGAGUAUGAGAACGGCUGUUAGGAAGAUGAAGAGAAGAUUUUUAGGCUCCAUGUGGAAAAGUGGCUGUGGUGUGGACUGUGGACUGUAG
Messenger RNA from Striga asiatica, 1089 nucleotides. The record is from the annotation of a GenBank genome assembly. Lineage: Eukaryota; Viridiplantae; Streptophyta; Magnoliopsida; Lamiales; Orobanchaceae.